Leptosomus discolor (cuckoo roller) is the source of this 1042-nucleotide messenger RNA. Lineage: Eukaryota; Metazoa; Chordata; Aves; Leptosomiformes; Leptosomidae. The record is from RefSeq and is a predicted model, not a curated record.
CGGCACCAGGAGUACCUGAAGAUGCUGAGCGAGAGGGAGGAGGCGCUCGAUGAGGCUGAUGAACUGGAGCACUUGGUGACGUCGCGGACAGAGUCUGUGAACAUUGACCACCCAAACCACAUUGUAACAGUGACCACCAUCAGUGACCUGGACCUCUCAGGGGCACGCCAACUGGGACUGACCACCCCUGUGGGAAAAAGUGAUGGAUCAGAAGAAGAGAAAGGGGAAGAGGUGGCGAACAAGCCUGUAAGAACAAUGCCUAAGAAGUCCAGAAACCCCUUCUUGUCUGAAAAGAUCUCUUCUCUUACUGCCACGCUGCACAUGCACAGCCGAAAAAAGACAAAAGGAAAAAGACCCCAACGUGGGCAAGGCCCACACAAGAAAAUCCAGAAAUCCAGCACGGGGCGAACCACUAAGACUCAGCGACGGAGACUGACAGGCAAAAUGGGCCGCGACCAAGAUUAACAGAGAAACUAGUGCUCAGACCAGCAGCUGGGACAGUGCUCCACAUCUGGCCUGCCGCUCUUUGGGAUCCCUUCAUUGUGGGCAAGGGCCUUGUUUACUUGGUGCUCUGACCAGCAGCGAGCCCGGUUCAGCCUGUCUCUCACCUCCUGAGCACUGGCUGGGAUGAUGAGACGCUCUACUUGUUUAUUUCUGCAGUGAUCUCCAGCUAAGUGUCGGGUGCCACGGAGUCUAAAAACCUCUGCACGUUCUCUGUUUGCCGUAACCCUUGUGUCCUUGGGCCUGCCUUUCCAGAGCUGAUACUUGGCUUUAUCAAAGGAGAGGAUCUGGGGCAGAGUGCAACAGGCAGAUCGUCAGGGCAAUUUAUGAGCCUUGGAAAAGCUCUGCUUCCACUCGUGCAUCAGCGCCCUGGCAUUUCUGCUGUGCAGUAAAUCCUUUUUCCAUGGAGACGCGGUGUCAUCUUUUCUCAUGUGUUUCUUCUCCAGUGCCAUACCUGAAUGCAGGGGUACUUUUUGUUUGGUACCUGUGCCAGGUGAAAUUUGGUAACUGUGAAUAAAUAAAUAUGAAGUUACUUUGCUAA